This is a messenger RNA of Chanos chanos (milkfish), 1510 nucleotides long. RefSeq names its product zDHHC palmitoyltransferase 14 (gene zdhhc14). The transcript has 9 exons. NCBI's taxonomy places the organism in Eukaryota, Metazoa, Chordata, Actinopteri, Gonorynchiformes, Chanidae. The record is from RefSeq and is a predicted model, not a curated record. Bases 17 to 1510 code for a protein of 497 amino acids. Gene Ontology annotation, biological process: protein targeting to membrane; peptidyl-L-cysteine S-palmitoylation. Gene Ontology annotation, cellular component: endoplasmic reticulum; Golgi apparatus. Gene Ontology annotation, molecular function: protein-cysteine S-palmitoyltransferase activity.
AAUACAAGUGCCCCAAAUGUAUCUCAAAGGGGAGAACGAGCCUGUUCGGGAAUGUCAGUACAAUCAGAUCUGCACGCGGACCUCGUCACCCAUGGAGACUCCGCACCAAAAGAGAAGGAAAGUCAAAAGGAAGUGGCAGGUUUUUCCCGGCCGAAAUAAGUUCUACUGCAAUGGGAGAAUCAUGAUGGCAAAACAGACAGGCGUGUUCUACCUCACCAUGGUACUCAUCCUGGUCACCAGUGGACUCUUCUUUGCCUUUGACUGUCCGUUCCUUGCCUCGAACUUGACACCGGCUAUUCCGGCGAUCGGAGGUGUUCUGUUCUUCUUUGUAAUGGGGAUGCUGCUAAGGGCCAGCUUCAGUGAUCCCGGGGUCCUGCCUCGUGCCACGCCAGAUGAGGCAGCCGACAUUGAGAGACAGAUAGAUGCAGCAAACGGGCCCAGUGGACCGGGGUACCGACCUCCCCCGAGAACCAGAGAGGUGGUCAUCAACGGCCAAACGGUUAAGCUCAAGUAUUGCUUCACCUGCAAGAUUUUCAGACCGCCACGUGCCUCUCAUUGCAGCCUGUGUGACAACUGCGUGGAACGUUUUGAUCACCAUUGCCCCUGGGUGGGUAACUGUGUGGGCAGGAGAAACUACCGCUUCUUCUACUUGUUCAUCGUCUCACUCUCCUUCCUCACGCUCUUCAUCUUCGCCUUCGUCAUAACACACGUCAUCCUGAGAUCCAACCGGACGGGCUUCCUCAGCGCUCUCAAAGACAGCCCAGCCAGUGUUCUAGAGGUGGUGGUGUGUUUUUUCUCCGUCUGGUCCAUUGUGGGUCUGUCUGGGUUCCACACCUACCUGAUCAGCUCUAAUCAGACGACCAAUGAGGAUAUAAAAGGGUCAUGGUCAAGGAAAAGAGGGAAAGACAAUUACAAUCCGUACAGCUACGGCAACAUCCUCACCAAUUGUUGUUCUGCUCUGUGUGGGCCGAUGCCACCGAGUUUGAUUGACAGACGAGGCUUCGUGGAACCAGACACUCCCCAGCCUGUCACUCACUCCAACGGCACCAGUGUGUACUCCUCUAACCCGGUCCACAGUCAUGUGUGUGACCAAGAUCAGUGCAUUCAGAGCACCAAAUUCGUUUUGCAGGCUGCCGCCACACCGCUCCUCCACAGCCAACCACAGGUCAUCCUGACUGGGGCGGGGGCCCCCACGUUACCCGAGGGUAAGCUCUCUCUGGGGGGCCCCUGUACGUCCGUCGGCCCCGGUCAGCCGUCGCUCCCGUCCUCCAUCCCCAGCCUGACGUGCGCCGGCGAGCUGCUCGCCCUGCGCGACACGGACGCCCACUGUCGCCACCACCACUUCAUCAGCCCCGAGGAGACGCCCUCGCCCCCCGCCCACCCGCCUCCGCCCAUCCCCUGCGCCGCGCACGCCGCUCACGUCCACCCCGCCCAGCUGUACGACCCGGCCAGCCAGGACUCGCUCCACGAGGACUCGGUGAGGGGACUGGUCAAACUCAGCUCCGUGUGA